AAUUACAAGGCGCCGUGUCCCAACUCGUAGUGUUAUAAUUCGGAUGGGUUUUGCAACCUAGAGUAUAGAACCAGGAAGUACCUUCUGUCUCUUGUAGUAACUAGGGUUUAGUACUUCUGAUUGGUAUUAUCGUUGCGGAGGACUCCUAGCGUUAACAAUGGCAGACUUCUCAGAAGAUCAGAUUGCUGAUUUCAAAGAAGCAUUCCAACUUUUUGACUUGAGAGGAGAUAAUAAGAUCGGUUACAUUCAGUGUGGUGAUGUACUGCGUGCCCUUGGCCAGAACCCUACUAAUGCUGAAGUUAUGAAGGUGCUGGGAAACCCCAAGCAAGAUGAAAUGAAUACCAAGUUCCUGAGUUUCGAACAGUUUCUUCCCAUUUUGCAAACUGUUAACAAGAACAGGGAUCAAAGUACAGUUGAAGAGAUCACAGAUGGCUUCAGAGUCUUUGACAAGGAAGGGAAUGGCAAAAUUACAUCAUCUGAAGUCCGUCAUGUCCUAACUUCUCUUGGUGAGAAGAUGAGAGAAGACGAGGUGGAGGCUCUGUUGGCUGGCCUUGAAGAUGCAAAUGGUUGUAUUGAUUAUGAAGAGUUUGUUCAUAUGGUGUUAACCAGCUGAAAAUCAAGAUGUUGACCUUUCUGUAUUUGGUACAAGUGCCUUUUCUAUCAUAAAGAAUAGAAGACUUUCUGUAUGUCUAUAAAUCUUUUAUUUCCAGUUUAAAGCCAAUAAGUGGACUACAUGAGGGCUUGUUUGUUCUAACAAUUUUGCUAGACUUGGAUAUAAAAUGUGGACAUCCCUCUUCACUAAACUGCUGCCAUUUUGCAAUAAAAGACAUGUAAAUAACAA
Protopterus annectens (West African lungfish) is the source of this 841-nucleotide messenger RNA. Its product is annotated as myosin light polypeptide 6-like. Gene Ontology annotation, molecular function: calcium ion binding; structural constituent of muscle. The coding region runs from base 158 to 613 and encodes 151 amino acids. The record is from RefSeq and is a predicted model, not a curated record. The transcript is spliced from 6 exons. Gene Ontology annotation, cellular component: myosin II complex. Lineage: Eukaryota; Metazoa; Chordata; Ceratodontiformes; Protopteridae.